CAACCAUCUACCAUAACGGCUGCAAAAAAUACCAAUUGGCUGCAACAUGGACGAGCAGCAGGAAAUCGGAGGAGCACAUGCUCUCCUCCAACUAGGCUCAAAGCAGAAGGAUGAUGGAAUAGACGACAGCAUUGAUGCAAUCGGCAAUAAUGAAAACAGCAAUGUCAAUGAAGAUGUAGAUGACGAAGGAGACCUUUCAGACUCGAAGAACCAGCAGAUUAAUGAUGCAGUAGAGGCUGCUGUCAUGAGGUAUGUGGGAGGAACUUUGGACUCUGCAGAGCAUGAGAGCAAAAGAAGCAAACGGAAGAUCCACGAUGAGAUCAUCAACAAUAUCCACGAGUUCAACCAAUGGACUGGAUUCUUAGAAGAAAAUAUCAGCGACCAUGGCAACGAGGACUACGAUGCUUAUACGUCUCAACAGCAGUCUCAGCCGCUCCAUCUGAACAAAAGAAGCAAAGGAAAGAAAAGAAGAACUCAACUGGGAACAAGCGACAUCGAUCCAGAACUCGAGGCUUUAGGCACAACUGAACACGACCAAUUAGUAGAGGCAGCAAUAAUUGAUGCCAGAGAACUUGCCAGACACAUCAAUGAACAGGGAGCCGGAACUGGGAACCUAAAUCUCAGCCACCACCAACAGCACGCUGGAUCUGACUCAAUCAAUGCGAUUACUCAACUUGCUCAGGCUGCUACAUCGUUAUCCGAAACAAAGAAAGCAAAACUCAAGAGAAAAGAUGGGGAGUCAUACCAGAUGAAGAACAUUGCCUUACGACCCAAGUUCAACAACUUGACCAGUGUAGAAACUCUCAUAGAGGAAGCCUCGGCGCAAGCCUGUGAAUGGUUCAAUUCCCUACCUGACACUACGGGUAAAGGUCCACGUAUGUUUUCGGCAGAAGAGAUGAGUGCAGUAGACCAUUUCGUAGCAGGUUAUUGCCAUUUGAACAAAUGGACAAGAGAAGAUGUGUGUAACAGAGUGUGGUCCAACGAGAGAAAGAAAGACAAUUUCUGGGAGUCUUUAGUACGAGUACUACCAUACAGAUCCAGAGCUUCUGUGUACAAGCAUGUGAGGAGAAUCUACCAUGUGUUUGACGUCAGAGCAAAGUGGACAGAGGAAGAUGAUGCCUUGCUUAAGAAACUUGCACUUACACAUGAGGGUAAAUGGAAACAAAUUGGAGAAGCUAUGGGUAGAAUGCCGGAAGAUUGCCGUGACAGGUGGAGAAAUUACGUCAAGUGUGGAGACAACAGAACAUCAAACCAAUGGUCACAAGAUGAAGAGAACGCCCUUAAGCAGAUCGUCACUGAUAUGUUUCAACAAUCUGGAAACAAAGAGUAUGCGUCUAUUAAUUGGACCGUUGUUAGUGAAAGAAUGAAUGGAACCAGAUCUCGUAUUCAGUGUCGUUACAAAUGGAACAAGUUGGUAAAGAGGGAAACUGCUCUUCGUGCAACGUACAUGAAUUCCGACACAAAACUCUGGAUGCUCAGAAAACUCCAGAGCUCUGGCUGGGAUUCUGUUGAUAGUGUCGAUUGGACUGAAGUAGCCCGUUUGCAUAGGGAAGAGAAUGUUAAGCAGGAUGAGAAUGGCUACCAGUGGGAUGCGCCAGAUUUCAAGGCUAGUUUUGAGAAGAUGAGGUCAGAAGUGAGAGACCACAAGAGGCUUUCAUUUGUUACCAUUUUGAUGCUUGAUCCAAACGAUCCUGAGUCAAUAGCAACAGCAGCUGUUGCUGCGGUCUCGUCAGGUGUAGACGGUGUUGAUGCCCAGCAACAGGCAUAUAGCUUAUGGCGAUAGAGGCUAAUUUCUUAAUCUAGUUGUACGUAUUGAUAUACUUGUAAAUAUAGAGUUACAUU
This is a messenger RNA of Scheffersomyces stipitis CBS 6054, 1842 nucleotides long. RefSeq lists its product as uncharacterized. The transcript has 2 exons. The record is from RefSeq and is a predicted model, not a curated record. Gene Ontology annotation, cellular component: nucleus. Gene Ontology annotation, molecular function: transcription cis-regulatory region binding; DNA-binding transcription factor activity. Gene Ontology annotation, biological process: regulation of DNA-templated transcription. The coding region runs from base 47 to 1783 and encodes 578 amino acids. NCBI's taxonomy places the organism in Eukaryota, Fungi, Ascomycota, Pichiomycetes, Serinales, Debaryomycetaceae.